This is a messenger RNA of Hippocampus zosterae (dwarf seahorse), 1729 nucleotides long. RefSeq names its product beta-soluble NSF attachment protein. The transcript is spliced from 10 exons. The record is from RefSeq and is a predicted model, not a curated record. Gene Ontology annotation, biological process: synaptic transmission, glutamatergic; intracellular protein transport; SNARE complex disassembly. Gene Ontology annotation, molecular function: syntaxin binding; soluble NSF attachment protein activity. Bases 322 to 1209 code for a protein of 295 amino acids. Gene Ontology annotation, cellular component: synaptobrevin 2-SNAP-25-syntaxin-1a complex; terminal bouton; vacuolar membrane. Lineage: Eukaryota; Metazoa; Chordata; Actinopteri; Syngnathiformes; Syngnathidae.
UCAUCGUAUGUUGAUCGCCGUGGCACAAAAGCUGACGGCCUUCGGGUUUCUGAUGUUCACUUUUCGUCCAGCGGAGGGCGAUCGCGAGGCCCCGCCCUACCCUGCCGUCGAGGAAGAGCAUCGCCGAGCUGCCCUGAGCCUCCGCACCAGCUCAAGCGGGCUCUUCUCUCCUUGCGCCCGCCUCCCGCCUCCGGGGGCUCUUCCGUCUUCGCGCCUGCGCUCCCCCUUCGCCAUCGCCUCCACUGCGGAACAUCGGGCCCUUUUCGUGGCGUCACCCCCCCGCCAUCACCUUGACCAGCGCACAGCCACCUGCGGGCCAACAUGGACAACAGCGGCAAAGAGAAGGAGGCCAUGCAGCUCAUGGCCGACGCCGACAAGAAGGUCAAAGCGUCCGGCUCCUUUCUCGGCGGAAUGUUCGGUGGAAACCACAAGGUGGAGGAUGCCUGCGAGAUGUACGCGCGAGCAGCCAACAUGUUCAAGAUGGCAAAGAACUGGAGCGCUGCCGGCAAUGCAUUCUGCCAGGCGGCCCGACUCCACAUGCAGCUUCAAAACAAACUGGACUCGGCCACCAGCUUCGUGGACGCGGGCAACGCUUACAAGAAGGCCGACCCGCAAGAGGCCAUCAGCUGUCUAAAUCAAGCCAUCGACAUCUACACCGACAUGGGUCGCUUCACCAUCGCAGCCAAACACCACAUCACCAUCGCGGAGAUCUACGAGUCGGAGCUGGUUGACAUUGAGAAGGCCAUCGCCCACUACGAGCAGGCGGCCGACUACUACAAAGGCGAAGAGUCAAACAGCUCGGCCAACAAGUGCCUGCUGAAGGUGGGGCACUACAGCGCCCAGCUGGAACAGUACCAGAAGGCCAUCGAGAUCUAUGAACAGGUGGCCAUGAGCACCAUGGACAAUCCUCUGUUGAAGUACAACGCCAAAGAAUACUUCUUCAAGGCUUCGCUGUGUCACUUCAUCGUGGACGAGCUCAACGCGAAGUUGGCUAUCGAGAAGUAUGAGGAGAUGUUCCCCGCUUUUUCCGAUUCAAGAGAGCUGAAACUUUUGAAGAAACUUCUGGACGCCCACGAGGAGCAGAACAGCGAAGCCUUCACCGAGGCCGUCAAGGAAUUUGACUCGGUGUCCCGCCUGGACCAGUGGCUCACCACCAUGCUGCUGCGCAUUAAGAAGACCAUCCAGGGGGACGCCGGAGACCUGAAAUAGAGCGGGGGGGGAUGUGUGUGAAUUUGUACAUAUCAGUCUGCAUGCGACCCCUCCCAACAAGCUCAGCAUCACCUGUAGACCGCCUCCGUGUGUCCCUCCUCACACGCGCAGGUACUCAUUCGCUAUUGUAAUUUGGAGAAAGUACGAAUGAGUGGAUGUAAAAAAUGUGUGCUGCUUAUUUGGUGGGGAAUGUGAGAUGAUCAGAAAAGGUUUAUGAUGUCCAUAUAGAAAUGAUUUAUGGGUUGUUGUAGUGCUCAGUGGUAAUAUUUUAGCUCUUAGCCUCACUCCAUGUGGCCCUUUUUGGUCACGUGCGCUCUUCUGUGACAUCAUCGCUCACUGCUCGCCUCCCGUCGUGACCAUUCCGUGGGCUUGGUUUGUGCGUGUCUGUACUCAUGUUGAUGUGUUCUGCGUGUCGUGCUAACGUGGGGUGGGAGGGGAGCACUUGUGCCUGUAGUUUGUGUUGUCAUUUGUGCGCAAUGGGUAAAAACGUAUCUUGAAAUAAAUACAUUAUCAUGCCAGA